This is a messenger RNA of Magnolia sinica, 2573 nucleotides long. RefSeq names its product NAC domain-containing protein 41-like. Gene Ontology annotation, molecular function: DNA binding. The coding region runs from base 704 to 1822 and encodes 372 amino acids. The record is from RefSeq and is a predicted model, not a curated record. Lineage: Eukaryota; Viridiplantae; Streptophyta; Magnoliopsida; Magnoliales; Magnoliaceae. The transcript has 6 exons. Gene Ontology annotation, biological process: regulation of DNA-templated transcription.
AGUAUUAGUCGUUGACAUAGAAUCCAUUUCCUUGUUGUCUUUGAUUCUUUUGUCAAGUACGUCACGUCACUGAUCUUUUGAUAUGUUUUCAGUAUGGUUUUAAUGAUAAAAAGUUCUAGGGUUAAUAUGGGGCUUUCAAGCAUCAAGAUCUUGCUUUUUGACACAAAUGCAGAAUUUGGGUGUAGGUAAUCAUUUGGUUUUCCUUUUUUCAACCUUCUCCAUUUUAACGACCUUCUGUGAAAUCAUGUGCUUCAGGAAUCUGGCUGUUGUGUUUUUUCUGUUACUCUUUUUAUAUCUCCUUUUUUCCCAUACGAUAAUCACAUGCAAUGGCACUUCAUUUUAAGAGAACUGUGUGUCAGGCAUGGUUACCUGACAUGCAUGUUCCGUUGCUUAAUUGGGGAAAACCCAAUUAGGCAAAAGAUUUAUUCAUUAACAUGGUAAGUUGCAAAGAAACUGACAGUUUUUUACCUCUACUUGCUGGAUUGUAUUAGGCUUCUUUUUAGCUUAUUAUAGUUGUUGCAUUUGCCUCUAUUCCAGAAACAGCUGAAUGCUAUUUGAAGUUAGUUAUUUGGAAAACUCUUACGGACCUUGUUUAGGUGCCUACUAGGUAACGACUGAACAUGGGGAAAUGACCUACCUUGCAGGAAAGCCAUACCGUCCAUCAGGUGGCAAUUCCUGAUCUGAUCUUCAAAAUCUGGUCACCAUGCGUCCGUCAGCACUUGUCUCUCCACCUUGUAUCGACUUAAAUGCAGGUGAUGUGGAGAUGGUGAUGCAUUUGGAGCGAAUGCAUCAUGGGGAUCUUCCCCCUGUUAACGUGAUUACAGAAGUGAAUCCUUACACAGUUGCACCCGAUAAUUUGCCUGAGAGGAUGUUGUACCUUUGCAAUUUGGAGGACCCAAGAGCUGAAGCUAGACUGGAGGGAUACUGGCAGCCCAGGGGGAAAGACGAUAGAAUAUCGACGAAUUCUCCUACUGUAGGUUGGAAGACUACUUUGGAAUUCCAUACUGGACAAGCUCCCAAUGGAGUAAAAACUGACUGGUUGAUGCAUGAGUACCGGAUGGGACAAAGGGGUUCCAGUUCGUUAUGCAGAGUUUUUCUCAAUAAUGGUAGCCAAGGUGACACUGAAGUGGACGUUGAAGGAAUAUUGAUGCGUAUGUUGGAAACUGAGGAUAAUGAAAGCACAAACAGUUCCCAGGUUGUCAGUAGGAAGGAGCAUGGGCAACCAGAUGUUUCCACAAAUCAUCCACAUGAUAUGGGACUUGAUCAUUUUCCCUUAUACCCUCCAGAAGGCUAUGAUUUUUCGACAGAAGAUUAUUUGGAAUUGGAUGAUCUUCCGACAUCUUCUUCCAUUUCAGAAAGCACCUGCAUUGCAUCCAUGACUUCAGAUGAUUACUUCGAUUCAGAGGCCCUGAUGUGUUAUCUGGAGAAUGAAAAUAUGACUGCAAAUGUCCCGAACACAGAGCAACGGCGUGAUGAUUGCAGGUUCAAUGUUUCUGCUUCUCAGGGACCACAUCAGAUGGUUAUACAGCCACCGCCUUCAGGCUCCCUGCGCAGCAACAACAACCGGCAGACCAAAGAAACCAUGGUUUCUGCCACAAUGCCCAAAAAAUUGAGGGUCCGAGAUGCUCCUCUUCGCAUUUCUGCAUCUACUGAACCACAACCCAAUCUAAAGGUCCGGAAUCAUGGGCCCAAGGUGAAUAUGGCAAAUGAAGGUCCUUCAAAUGAGCAAGGCAGGACUUCACAUCAUGUCCCGGGAGAAAGGAAGACUGAUGGUUGGAUGGCGAAGCUCAGGAGGAAAUAUUGCUGCUUCUUUCCUAUUUAGAUUUUCUAUUUCUCUAUCAGGUAUAUAUAUUUACAUUAUUUUUCUGAAAAAAAUUAGGUGAUCUUCUCCCCCAAGGGGAUAAAAGGAGUGAAAAUAGGAUAAUAUAUAUAUCCCUCAAAUACAAUUAGUUGGCCCGGUAAGUCAAUCGUCCAACUAGUACACUAUUGUCUGUGUGAUGGGUGCAUGACAUCUAGUCUGUUCAGCAUGUUGGCCCCACCAUGAAUGUUGAUCGAUCCGCUCAUCAGUUGGGUUGCUCUUAUAAUUUUCUUUGUAUUGGCACCUGUCCAUUGUUUUCUAGCCUGCAAGCUUGAUUUUCCACCAGGUGCUUGUCAGGCCAGGGCCAACCGUUUUUUAUGGAUCUUUUCUUUUCUUGAAAGGUAACACUACUGAGGAUUGAACCCUAGAUCACUCACACUACAGUCUCUAACAGCUCGUCUAAUGAGUAGGAGUUUAUGGGUUGGAUCUUGUAUGUAAUUUGCACUAGUUGGACGAUGUACUUGUCAUUGAACCAGUAGCAUCAUCUCAAAUUGUAGAAAUAGUACCUCUAUUUUCACCACUGUUUUCAUGUUGUCCUUGUGUUCAUAGUACUUUAUAUAUGUAGAGUCAUAAACCCGACUAAACCUUCCUUUUGUUUGUAUAAAUGAGUGAGAGAAAUGACCUUUGUGUUAUUAUAAAUACGGAUACUAUUAGGAAAUGUGAUGUGUAAGAUGAUUGGAUUUUGCUAUUAAUGUGCCUUGUUUGUGUUUUAGGA